GGUCACAUUGCCCGCAGCCCAGGGCGCCUGGCGAGCUCCGCGCGUCCGGGCAGGAGCGGAGGGCGCCGCGGCACCAUGGGGUCCGGGGACUUCGAGCUGAUUUUUGACCGCGUGGGACACUUCGGCAGAUUCCAGAUAUUCCUCUAUUUUGUAUGUGCCUUCCAGAACAUCUCUUGCGGCAUCCACUAUUUGGCUUCUGUGUUCAUGACUGUCACCCCCAGAUAUGUCUGCAAACCCCCAGGCAAUGUGAGCUUGGUUCUGUUCCAGCAGCACUUCAGUGGGAAGUUGGAGGACACCUGGGCCCUGUUUUCCCCAGGCCAGGAAGGUCACAUUGCACUGCAGCUGCAGGAUGGCUGUGUCUGGGAGCUCCUUGGGUGUCACAUGUUCCGGAGGGAGGAUGCAGUUUAUUUGGAGUACAACUACAACGGCAGUAAGCGUGAGUUUCCAUGCUUGGGUGGCUAUGUCUAUGACCGGAGCAAGUGGGAAAACACUGUGGUGACCGAGUGGGAUCUGGUCUGUCACCGAGAAUGGCUUGCAAAGCUGAUCCAGCCUGUGUUUAUGCUUGGAGUCCUGCUGGGAGCGGUGAUUUUUGGCUACCUCUCUGACAGGAUAGGAAGACGGCUCAUCUUGUGGUGUACAAGCAUUGGCCAGUUGCUGUUUGGAAUAGCCGUGGCAUUCACUCUUGAUUAUUACAGCUUCAUGGUCACCCGCUUUCUUCUUGCCAUGGUCGCAAGCGGCUAUCUCGUGGUUGUAUUUGUCUACGUGACGGAAUUCAUCGGCAUGAAGGCUCGGACGUGGGCCUCCAUCCACAUGCAUUCCUUUUUUGCCAUUGGGGUAAUGGCGGUGGCUUUGGUGGGCUACUCGGUCAGGACCUGGCGGCUCUAUCAGAUGGUUCUCUCCACGGUGAACGCCCCCUUUGUCCUGUGCUGUUGGACGCUCCCGGAGACACCUUUCUGGCUUCUCUCCCAGGCACGAUAUGAAGAAGCACAAAAAGUACUUGAUAAGAUGGCCAAAUGGAAUAGAACCAGCUCCUGCAAACUAUCUGAACUUUUAUCUUUAGACCUAAAUGGUCCUGUUGGUAACAACCUCUCCAAAGUAAAGAAGCACAACAUAUCAGAUCUGUUUUAUGACUGGAAUAUUGCAUUCAGGACACUUUCCAUUUGGCUGAUUUGGUUCACAGGGAGUUUGGGAUUCUACUUGUUCUCCUUGAAUUCUGUUAAUUUAGGAGGCAAUGAAUACUUAAACCUCUUCCUCAUGGGCGCAGUGGAACUUCCCGCCUACAUCUUCGUGUGCAUUGGGAUGGACAAGGUGGGAAGAAGAAAUGUUCUGGCCUUCUCCCUUAUGUUAAGUGCAGUGAUCUGUGCUGUGAUUAUGGGGAUCCCCCAGGAUUACCAUAUUUGGGGUGUGGUGGCAGCUAUGGCUGGAAAAUUUGCCAUAGCAGCAGCCUUUGGCCUUAUUUACCUUUACACAGCAGAGCUGUAUCCAACCAUUGUGAGGUCCCAGGCUGUGGGAAGUGGCAGCAUGAUGUGCCGUGUGGGAAGUAUCGUGGCCCCUUUCUGCAUUUACCUCACUAGCGUUUGGAUCUUCACACCACAGUUGCUUGUUGGGACCGUGGCCUUUCUGAGCGGAGGGCUAACACUAAUGCUUCCAGAAAUGCUGGGGAAGCCUCUGGCGAAUACUUGGGAGGAGGCUGCAAAGCUGGAGUCAGGAAAAGAGAGCAGUUUGGGAAAAUUACUUCCCACAACCAAUAAUAUUGUGUUGGAAAAAAUAGAUGUGAUUAACCCAGGGGAUGCUGGUCUUUGUGAAUAAAUGUGUGAUAUGUGCUGUCUAGCACCUGAAAUGCUGUUUACCUUAAUGCCUUUGUAUUAGAGAAAUAUUAUUCUCAUCUCCUACAUGUUAUUCAUAGGCAUCUUUUUAAAAAUUUUGUUAGAAGUUUAAAAAAAAUUAUUUUGUAGAAGUUAAAAAAAAAAGAUACGGGACAGAUAUUAUGAUUCUACUUAUAUGAAAUACUCUACAGAAAGUAGAGUACAAGUUAUGGGAUGGGAGGGGAGGCAGGAGGGAGAAUGGGGAGUUAAUGCAUAAUGAGCGUGGGGUUUUGAUUUGGGGAGAUGAGAAAGUUCUGCUAAUGGAUGGUGGUGAGAGUAGCACAAUAUUGUGACUGCGAUGAAUCCCAUUGAAUGGUAUUCUUGGGAGUGGUUGAGAUGGGAAGGUUUAUGUUGUAUAUAUGUUUCCACAAUUUAAAAAAAAAAGAGCAACUAAAGAGACAAUGAAAAUUAAAUUUAAUACCUGAUCCUGGAUUGGAUCUAGUAUUGGAGGAAUAAAGGCCUCAGAUGACAUUGUUGGGACCUAAGAAAACAAUGGAAUAUAAACUGAAACUAUAUAUCCAUGUUUAAGUUCUUGAACUUGAUUUUUUUUUAAAAUUCAUUUUUACUGAGAUAUAUUCACAUACCAUGCAGUCAUACAAAGCGUACCUUCAGUUGUUCACAGUACCAUUAUACAGUUGUGUGUUCAUUAC
This is a messenger RNA of Choloepus didactylus (southern two-toed sloth), 2515 nucleotides long. It is a transcript of the gene SLC22A16, whose product is annotated as solute carrier family 22 member 16. NCBI's taxonomy places the organism in Eukaryota, Metazoa, Chordata, Mammalia, Pilosa, Megalonychidae. Gene Ontology annotation, biological process: transmembrane transport. Bases 76 to 1809 code for a protein of 577 amino acids. The record is from RefSeq and is a predicted model, not a curated record. The transcript is spliced from 8 exons. Gene Ontology annotation, cellular component: membrane.